Molecule: messenger RNA, 3072 nt
Organism: Penicillium canescens
Lineage: Eukaryota; Fungi; Ascomycota; Eurotiomycetes; Eurotiales; Aspergillaceae
Gene: sec16
Product: COPII coat assembly protein SEC16
Exons: 2
Coding region: 1-3072 (1023 amino acids)
Biological process (GO): COPII vesicle coat assembly; Golgi organization; autophagy
Cellular component (GO): endoplasmic reticulum exit site; ER to Golgi transport vesicle membrane
Molecular function (GO): protein binding
Source: RefSeq, a predicted model, not a curated record
AUGACCACGCAGACCGCUCCGCCACCCAGUGACUUCCAGCCAGGUCCUCCUCAUAGGUCUCAGACGCAGUCACCGGGCCGUGGUAUGAUAAGUCCGCGUUCUUCCGUACAAACCAUUGAUACCCUUCCACGCCCCGCUUCUGUGCAUGGAUCUGGUUCACCAACUAAAACUGUGAAUCCAUAUGCUGCUGUGCAAGCACCUUCGCAAACCCGCGCUGUGACUCAGCACCUUGAGUUCAUUGCUCCCAUGGACGGGCAGGAACAGGAUCCUUUGGAGCGGUGGAAAGGUGCUCCAAUCUUCAAAUUUGGCUUUGGUGGCUCCGUGUUAUCUUCUUUCCCCAAGCACAUUCCCCGUUACUCUGCUGGCCAGGUGGCACCAAUGAUCAAACCCAGCCCCGGAGAAAUCAAGACCUCCCAGCUGAAUGAAUUCCUUCCUUCUACCGACACUAUUGUUCAGCACCCUGGACCUCUGAAGGCAAAGUCCAAGAAGAAGGAUCUGGUUGCCUGGAUUUCUAGCAAGAUUGCGGCCUUCGAAAACCUAGGUAUCCCGGCUCAUGAUCAGGUUCAUUCCGAUACACACAAGCGUCACGAGGAAAGGAUCCUGCUCUGGAAAGUCGUCAGGCUUCUGGUCGAGAACGACGGUAAUCUGGAAGGUUCUGCGGAGGUUCAAAGGUCUCUCCGCCAGGCUAUCUUCCCUCACUUGGCGGCCCCUGAAGCCGAUGGGUCAUAUGGUAGUGCUUUUGCUGCUUUGGCUGGCUUUUCACCCAUGGAACUUUCCUCGCAGCCUGAUUCUGUUGACUCUCAGUCCUUGGAAGAGCUUCGCUCCAGCUUGAUUGCUGGUGACCGGGAAAAGGCCGUCUGGGGCGCAGUUGAUCGCCGUUUAUGGGGUCAUGCGAUGAUCAUUGCAUCCACUAUGGACAAGUCGAUCUGGAAACAGGUCACGCAGGAGUUUGUCCGGCGGGAGGUUAGGUCCAAGGCCGGCAACACCGAAUCACUGGCAGCCCUGUACGAGAUCUUCGCUGGCAACAUUGAAGAAAGCAUCGAUGAGCUGGUGCCUCCAUCUGCCCGGGCAGGCCUGCAGUUGAUCAGCAAAGCCGAUGGUCACAGCUCUACCAAGAAUGUCCUGGAGGGUUUGGACAAGUGGAAGGAUACUCUGGGAUUGGUGCUGAGCAACCGCAGUUCCGAGGACCAUCAAGCUCUCCUUGCCCUUGGUCGUCUGCUUACCUCUUAUGGACGAACAGAAGCCGCUCAUGUUUGUUUCAUCUUCUCGCGGGCUGCGGUGUUUGGUGGACCGGAUGACCCCCAAGCAAACAUCGUUCUGCUUGGCGCUGAUCACCAGCGUUGUGCCUCAUCCCUUAUGGAUGAAGAUGCUAUCUUGCUGACCGAGGCAUACGAGUAUGCUACCUCCGUUCUUGGCAACUCUCCUCUAGCUAGUUUCCCACAUCUAUUGGCAUUCAAGAUGCUGAAUGCCAGAUGUCUUGUCGAUCGGGGCCGUAACUCUGAGGCUCAGAGCUACUGUGAUGCAGUCGCAGCAGCGUUGAAGGCAACCACCAGGCCCUCCCCAUACCAUCAUAACCGUCUCUACGCGGAGGUGGAAGAGCUAUCCAUGCGCCUCCGUCAAACUAGCAGUGACAAUGGUUCCUGGAUCUCUAGACCCAGCAUGGAAAAGGUGUCUGGUUCCAUGUGGGCACGUUUCAAUAGCUUUGUUGCAGGUGAUGAAAGUGAUGCUGCCUCGACUGGAUCUGGAAAGGCCGGCGAAGCUACGGAUUUCGGGCCAUUUGCCAACGUAGCUGGAACACCUACCAUUAGCCGUUCCCCAUCUGUGUCUGACAUCUACGGCUCCUAUCCCGGAGCAGGCGCCCAGCCUAUUCCCACGGGUGGCAACUCGAAGUAUCACCCGUCCAGUCAAAGUCAAUAUGCCCCCAACGCAUCGCCGGAGCAAUUCAAAGGUCGGUCGUCGAUGGAUUCGCAACGAUCGAAUCCCUAUUUCCCGCCUGCGGGACGUCGAACCUCCCAGGAAUUCUCGCCAUCGCUUGAUUCGCAGAUGUCUCAAGGGCCUGUAUAUGGAUCCCCAAAUAUGUCUGGAUAUCAGCCGACCCCGCCUCAGUCGUCCUAUGUUCCUCUCGCUCCGGUGGAGGAGGCUUUGUCCCCUGCUGAGGCUGCUCCAGUCACUCAAUCCGUGGUAAAUGGCCUGUUCUAUCAACCCCCAGGUCAUGCAGGUGGUUCGGCCAGUGAAUCCCCCUACUACCAAGGGCCUCCUGGUAUGCCAGACUCAGAGUCACCCUACGCACCCCCCGUUGGAAGUUCAUCCUAUGAGCCGCUGGGUGGUCCCAUGGACAUGAGCUCUCUCCAGACGGAGGACCAGAUGGCUCCUGAGGAACAGCCAAAGCAGAAGGCAUUCAUGGACGAUGACGAUGACGAUGAUCUCGCUGCGCGGGCAGCAGCUAUGCAGAAGGCAGAGAAUGAUCGCAAGGCAAAUGAAGCUUUCCAGAAGGCAGCGGAGGAAGAUGCUAAACGAGAUGCUGCCCAGCAGUCCGGCAAGAAGGGGUGGUUCGGCGGUUGGUUCGGCGGUGGCAAAAAGGAGGAAGCCCAAACUGGUGGUCCGAUCAAGGCCAAACUUGGCGAGGAGAGCUCCUUCUACUACGACAAGGACUUGAAGAAAUGGGUCAACAAGAAAGAUCCCGACAGCAGCGCCCCAGUCCGUGCCACACCCCCUCCUCCGCGAGGCUCGGCCCCUCCCAGUCGGACCGCUAGCUCAGGCAGUAUGCCUCCAAACGGUGCUCCGAUGGCCGCUGGCAGCAGACCCCCCUCCUCCUCGAGUGCCGCCCCGCCUCCGUUCUCUUCAAGCCCAGGUAUCUCUGGACUUGCAGCUCCUCCCCUGCCUCGCUCUGUGUCUACCGGAGCGGCUGUGCCAACCCCGCCUGGUAGUUCCAGUGGGCCACCUCCACGACCUUCAUCUUCCCUGACUCAUGCCAGCUCGAUCGAUGAUCUGCUCGGUGCACCCACAGCCCGCAAGGGCAACACGGUCCGCGGCAAGAAGAAGGGUCGCUAUGUCGACGUCAUGGCCCAAUAA